ACUGAGGCUUUAAAAUGCCUAAUGACUCCCAGUUUAUUGAGAAUUUCGCUGAGCCGACGUAGCAGUGAAUUCGCUCCCAACAUGUUUUCAAGGCUUGGUUUUGUUUUGGUUUUCCUUUCUUCUUGCCUUUCAGCUUAUCUGGCAACAGCAACAAAUCAAUGUGGCAUUCGCCCAGGAGGUAGGAUCAUCAGUGGAAGUCAAGCUCUACCUCAUUCAUGGCCAUGGAUGGUCCAGAUCAAGUACCAAGAUCGCCAUCAUUGUGGAGGGACUUUGGUCUCCCCCCAGUGGCUCGUUACCGCUGCUCACUGCAUCAACCACGUCAAUARCCCAUCGAGUUAUCCUGAACUAGAGGUCGUGUUAGGAGAACACACCAGAAGUAGACUGGAAGGCAAUGAGCAGAGGUUUACUGUUAAACGCAUCGUUAUGCAUCCAAAUUACGAUAAACCAUCAAUAGUCAACAAUGACAUAGGUUGGGGUCUGACAAUCCCUGGUGACUGGGACAGCCAAGCAGACAUCCUUCAACAAACCAAACUUCCAAUCGUCAGUAGCAAUGAAUGCAAGCAAAACUACAAGGACAUCAGCAUCCCUAUAACUAGUUCCAUGUUGUGUACUGGUCAUGACUUGACAAGUACGAUAUCGACCUGCAACACUGACAGUGGUGGACCAAUUGUAUGCAAGAACAGUCUGAAUGGCAAAUGGUAUCUGCAAGGUGUUGUUAGCUUUGGAGCAGGUGGUUGUAGACCAGGUUACUACUCCGUCAACGCUAAAGUUAGCAAGUUCACCACCUGGAUCAAUAGCUAUAUACAUUAACUGAUCAGCAUAUUGCAAGUUUACUCAAUAGCGAUAGUAGUUUAGCCAGCACUGCAGAGAGUUUAUCAUGAAGACCCUGAAGCACGAUUAACUGAUAAAUUCUUCACCUAGAUGAAUAAAUAAAACCUUAGCUGGGAUGAUGA
This is a messenger RNA of Actinia tenebrosa (Australian red waratah sea anemone), 953 nucleotides long. Its product is annotated as chymotrypsin A. The record is from RefSeq and is a predicted model, not a curated record. Gene Ontology annotation, biological process: proteolysis. Gene Ontology annotation, molecular function: serine-type endopeptidase activity. Lineage: Eukaryota; Metazoa; Cnidaria; Anthozoa; Actiniaria; Actiniidae.